This is a messenger RNA of Copidosoma floridanum, 918 nucleotides long. RefSeq names its product adenosine deaminase acting on RNA (gene Adar). NCBI's taxonomy places the organism in Eukaryota, Metazoa, Arthropoda, Insecta, Hymenoptera, Encyrtidae. Gene Ontology annotation, biological process: adenosine to inosine editing; RNA processing. The record is from RefSeq and is a predicted model, not a curated record. Gene Ontology annotation, molecular function: double-stranded RNA binding; tRNA-specific adenosine deaminase activity; double-stranded RNA adenosine deaminase activity. Gene Ontology annotation, cellular component: nucleolus; cytoplasm.
AUGUGGAUGUUCUGUGAAUAUGAAUCUAAAUCAAAACUAGGGGACAGUACAAAGUGUGUUUCUGGUGAACAUCUGAGUGUUAGUGGACGAGCCCUCAAUGAUUGUCAUGCAGAAGUUAUUGCCAGACGAUGUUUAUGUGAAUAUUUAUACCAACAGUUAGAACUAUUUUUACAAAAUAAAGAACUUGAUUCAAUCAUAGAACCUAUGAAAAAAGGUUACAGAGUGAAGCAAGGGAUUCAGUUUCAUUUAUAUAUAAAUACAGCACCUUGCGGAGAUGCAAGAAUUUUUUCCCCUCAUGAAGACAGUGAUUCUAUUGAUAAACAUCCAAACCGACGAGCUAGAGGUCAGUUAAGAACUAAGAUUGAAUCUGGUGAAGGUACUAUUCCAGUGAAAAGUAGUGAAGGCAUUCAAACUUGGGAUGGAGUUCUAAUGGGUCAAAGACUCCUAACAAUGUCUUGUUCUGAUAAAAUUGCACGAUGGAACGUUUUGGGUAUACAAGGUGCACUACUUAGUCAUUUUUUAGAACCAAUAUAUUUCCACAGUAUUGUUCUUGGAAGUCUUUUGAAUCCUAGUCAUAUGUACAGAGCUGUAUGUGGACGUAUCGAAAAUACGAUUCAAGGAUUACCUCCACCAUAUCGUUUAAAUAAACCAUUAAUGAGUUUGAUCACAUCAUCAGAAGUCAGACAGCCUGGAAAAGCACCCAAUUAUAGUGUUAACUGGACAGUUGGACAAUUGGAAGCAGAAAUAAUUAACUGUACGACCGGUAAAGAUGAACUUGGGAAACCAUCAAGAAUAUCGAAACAUGGAUUUUUCGCAAAGUUCUAUAACCUUCUUGGCAAAUUAAGUACAAUUGAUGAUAUUGACAAGUCUUCUUGUCGCAAUUAUUUAGAUGCUAAAUCUUCUGUACAAAAUUACUCG